CUCUGUCACUGUUUCUACUGUCCAGCGUUGAGUGUGACUCCGAGGAGGGAUUUUUGGUAUCAUUAUUCGGAAGUUCAGCAAUUGCCGAUCACCCAUAGCCUACCCGUGUCAGCUACAACAGCGGAUUUGUUCCUUCAGUCGACCAUUCCCCACCAUCUUUUGGGCGGCAGGCUGUUUGCUAUUCUUUGUGGAAAAUGAUGACUUCCAGGGACCGAUGGAGAGUUUGCAAGAGGGUGUGUCUGAUGUUCUUUCUGGCUGGGGUCACCCUAACUGUUGUUCAGAGGGGCAACAUCGGCACUGGGCCACAGUUUGAGCUGGAUCGGCAGACCCGGAAGGAGCCUUCUGAGGAGGCCGACGUGCACAAGAGGGGCCCCCACGCCCUGGCCAGUCACUUCUGGAAGCCCAUGAAGCCUAAGAAGCCCAAGCAGGAGGCCUCCACCGAGGAUGAGCCUCACCACGUCACCCAGGAGCACGUCACCCAGGAGCACAUCACCAAGAGCUGGGACAUCACCAGUGCCAACUGCAGCGCCAACCUCAAUUUCACCAGCACCGAGUGGUUCGCGGGGCUGGAGCCCACCUUCAAGCAGUUCCUGCUUUACCGGCACUGCCGUUUCUUUCCCAUGACAAUAAAUCAUCCGGAGAAGUGCUCGGGGGACAUCUACCUGCUGAUGGUGGUGAAGUCCAUCAUCACACAGCACGACCGCAGGGAGGUUAUACGCAAAACGUGGGGCAAGGAGCAGGUGAUCGAUGGGAAGAAGAUCAAAACCCUCUUCCUGCUUGGAGCUUCAUCCAAUGAGGCGGAGAAGGCCAACCACCAGAAGCUGCUCGAGUAUGAGGACUACAUCUAUGGAGACAUCCUGCAGUGGGAUUUCAUGGAUAGCUUCUUCAACCUCACCCUCAAAGAAACACACUUCCUUAAGUGGUUCUCCUCCUACUGUCCAGGUGUUCGCUACAUCUUCAAGGGUGAUGACGACGUGUUUGUCAAUGUGCCAAACAUAAUUGAGUAUCUGGAGAUUAGUUCCGAUGUUAAAAAUCUAUUUGCUGGUGAUGUCAUCUUUAAGGCAAGGCCUAUCCGUAAGAAGGAUAACAAAUAUUACAUUCCACAAGCGCUGUACAACAAGACCCAUUAUCCACCUUAUGCUGGUGGUGGUGGAUUUUUAAUGGAUGGCCCUCUUGCACGAAAGCUGUAUUCAGUCUCUGAGACUUUGGAGCUGUAUCCUAUUGACGAUGUAUUCCUUGGCAUGUGUUUAGAAGUCCUUCAAGUCACACCAAUCAGACACAAUGCGUUCAAGACAUUUGGACUUAUGAGAAACAAGAAGAGCAAACUGAAUAGAGAACCAUGUUUUUUCAGAAGCAUGAUCGUAGUACACAAACUGCUUCCCCCAGAUCUCAUGGACAUGUGGAAACUAGUCAACAGCAACCUUGUGUGCUCACAGAAAGUACAGCUCUUAUAGCCUUGCCAUUUCUUAAAUAAACUUUAUUCUUCGGGACGCAUGUUAUUGGAGACGGACGUCAAUUUUGAGUUUGCUCAAAUUGAAGUACUCCUUUUUUGGAGAUGUAACAUGCAUAAUAAUAUUAAUUUAUGUACUGUGUCAAAGAAGAGAAAUGUCAGUGGCUGAGUAAAUUAUACGAUUUUAUAAUGUGAAUGUAUUUAUAUGCACACGAAAUCUCACUGAACUAUUUCAGUGACAUUUAUUCAGAGGGACUUUGGCAGUUAGCUGCUGGUUGUUAAGGGACAUCUUGCUACGAAACUGUUUGUGGUGUGAAGAACCACAAAGAAAGGAAGAUCCUAGAAAAAAUUCUACCUCACCAACAUUGAUUUGUUUUGUUGGUCAUUUGCAUAAAACACACCAGCUUUCUUUAUCAAAGCCAAAGCGCAGUAUCUGCAAAAAUUCCAAAAUGAGUUUUUUUGUUGUUGUUGUUGUUGUUGUUUGUCUUUCACGGUGCAUUUUAGCAGAUCCUGUCAAAUGAAAACUAUAUCUCUAGGAAAUGUUACUGUAGAUUGAUUGGAGGAUCUGGCAUUUCAUAUUUGGGCAAAAAAGAUACUGCACUUUGGUUUUGUAAGGCAGUGUAGCUCACAAUGGUUAUGUUGAUUUUCAAAACACUCAAAAUGAGAUUGUACUCAUGGAGCCAUUUAGAAGACCAUGAUGCCAUUUCGGUCAGACCUUUUGAAGGGUUUGCACAGUUUCAUAUAAUCAUGAUUCUAACAUACUGUUUCUUCAACAAUAGAAUUGUGCACAUAAAUGCUGAUAUACUUGAGCUGAAUUGGCCUGAGGGUAUGAUUUAAACUGUGAACAAAGAAAAUCGACUGCUGGUACUGGUGACGUUCUGUUAUUUUUAAAAGUUCCUUGUUGCAAAUUAGGGGAUUCAGGGUUUGGGUUUGUUGGUCAUGUUUAGAUUUGACAUGAAAUGUCACCUCUAUAAAUACAAAUAAUGUAUAUAACUGAGAUUUUUCAUUCUGAAAUAUCUGUAAAGGUAUGUACAUACAACAGAAUGAUGUUUGUAAAUAAAUGUUGAACUCUG
Messenger RNA from Sardina pilchardus (European sardine), 2523 nucleotides. RefSeq names its product UDP-GlcNAc:betaGal beta-1,3-N-acetylglucosaminyltransferase 7 (gene b3gnt7). Lineage: Eukaryota; Metazoa; Chordata; Actinopteri; Clupeiformes; Clupeidae. The record is from RefSeq and is a predicted model, not a curated record. Gene Ontology annotation, molecular function: hexosyltransferase activity; UDP-glycosyltransferase activity. The coding region runs from base 195 to 1454 and encodes 419 amino acids. The transcript has 2 exons. Gene Ontology annotation, cellular component: Golgi membrane.